Messenger RNA from Medioppia subpectinata, 1173 nucleotides. Lineage: Eukaryota; Metazoa; Arthropoda; Arachnida; Sarcoptiformes; Oppiidae. The record is from the annotation of a GenBank genome assembly.
AUGAUAACCACGACAUACGCCAACCACGAGUCCAAAGCCAUACACGUGCGCAACACUUGGGCCAAACGGUGCGAUCGGCACCUCUUUCUCAGCUCACGAGACAACGCGAGUCUACCGGCCGUACGGCUGUGCGAUACCGACGAUAGGGCACACCUCUGGUGCAAAUCAAAGCCGAGAAUAUUUUGUAUGAUAACCACGACAUACGCCAACCACGAGUCCAAAGCCAUACACGUGCGCAACACUUGGGCCAAACGGUGCGAUCGGCACCUCUUUCUCAGCUCACGAGACAACGCGAGUCUACCGGCCGUACGGCUGUGCGAUACCGACGAUAGGGCCCACCUCUGGUGCAAAACUAAAGAAGGUAUGCGGUACAUAUACGACAAAUAUCUAGAUGAUUACGACUGGUUCCUAAAAGCGGAUGAUGAUUCUUACUUGAUCAUGGAGAAUUUACGCCAUUUUCUAGCCCCACACCGGCCCCACGAGCUCCUGUACUUUGGCUGCAAACUACAGUACCGAGAUGUGGUAUACAUGAGCGGGGGUGCCGGCUAUGUGCUGAGUCGGGCCGCUGUCAAGCAGUUUGUUACGGCCGGUAUCGGUUAUUUUACCGACAGUAGUCAGUGUUUGGCUGGAACUGACACCGGUGUCGAGGACCUGGAAAUGGGCAAAUGUUUGCAGCAUAUUGGUGUUACUGCAGAUGAUUACGACUGGUUUCUAAAAGCGGAUAAUUAUUUCCCCGUGGUCAUUAAAAAUUUACGCCACUUUCUGGCCUCACACUCACCUCAAGAGCUCCUAUACUUUGGCUGCAAACUACAGUAUGAGAGUGUUAAAUACAUUAUGGGUGGGGCCGGGUAUGUGCUGAGUCGGGCCGCUCUCAACAAGUUUGUUACUGUGGGUAUUGGCAGUAAAACAGACAAUAGUAUAUGUUUGGCCGGCACUGACACAGGGGCUGAGGACUUAAAGAUGGGCAGUCUACUCAACAAUAAUAAUAAACGUGCUCAAUACAAACGUGCAAAUCAUGUAAAACAACACAAUAAAACAUCGGGAAUACAGUCAAAGCCGAGAAUAUUCUGUAUGAUAACCACGACAUACGCCAACCACGAGUCCAAAGCCAUACACGUGCGCAACACUUGGGCCAAACGGUGCGAUCGGCACCUCUUUCUCAGCUCACGAGAC